CAGAAAGUAUUCCUUGCGUCUACAAAUUCCGGUUUUGCCGACUUUGCCGUCAUUGUUUUUACACUUUAAAGAUUAAAUUCUACCCGUACAUAACAAGAAAAAUAAACGAUAGUUUAAAGCUAUCCUUAUUACAAUUUGUUAAGAAUAUAAAUUGAAAAAUGGCCGGUCUUGUUGUUCAAUCGCGUUUUGCGGGGCUAAUGGUGGAAGGCGAAGAUUAUUGCUCGGAUGAUCAGAAGAAGAAAGUCAAGAAUAACGUCGCUAAAAAAGCCGAGCCUGCAAAAAAGGCAAAGCCUGUCCCAGCUAAGACUCAGGUAGCUAAGAAGAAAAAGCCUAAGCAGGCUGCUCAGUCGUCCAACCAGUGGGAGCAGUGGAAAGAGAAGGAUGAACAACUCGUGGAUGGUAAUUUUGAAGAAGAACUGCAACAGGCUAUUCUACUCUCCAAAUUAGACUAUGAAGAAAAGAAAGAUGUCUACCAGCAGAUAAAGAAAGAGACAGAUAUUACAAAGAAGAAAGAAGAAACUGCCCGCACAUCCACAAAAAAGCAAAAAAAGAAAAAUGUGAUGAGCCUGGACCAGUUUAACGACAUGGUGGCUGGUGAUGAAUCUAAAACAAGCCAAGAAGACGAAAAAUCCACAGAAUCCAAAAGCGAAAAGCCUAAAGACGACACAGAGUUCUUCGAAAGAGUAAAAUCAGAGACAAAGAACGAAUUACUAAAAGACAAAAUCAUAGACAGAGUGAAGUCACAACCUAGACACCACACCCCGGAUAUAACUAAGGCACAUUUUGUUGACGCGCUGGAAAAGAAAGAUCAAGAAAUACAUGCAUUAAAGGAAGAGGUCUUAAAUUUGAAAAAAGAAUUGUUAACGGUCAAGUCUAGAAAUAAGAAGUUGUGCAGUAUACUAGGGCAGGGUGAAAUGAAAGACAAAGCGGAAGUAUUGGUAGAAGUGGAAAGGCUAAGGGCUGUCCAAAACGAGUUGACCGCCGAGAUCGAGUCCCUCCACACCGACCUCGAGAAGGAGCGCUCCAAGAACGGGGACCCCCGGGCUAAAGAUAAGAAAAAUAACACAAAGAAGAAACACAUACGUUUUGACGUCUCCUCCGAAGCCCUAAUAACAAAAGAAUCAAGUUCUGGGACUGCAUGAGAAUAGAGUAAUUAAUUUAUAAAAGAUAUAAAGAAACUAAAGUGAUAGUAAAAGAUAUAGAAAUAAAUGCCUAAUUUACAGAAA
Molecule: messenger RNA, 1226 nt
Organism: Cydia amplana
Lineage: Eukaryota; Metazoa; Arthropoda; Insecta; Lepidoptera; Tortricidae
Product: G kinase-anchoring protein 1-like
Exons: 7
Coding region: 159-1142 (327 amino acids)
Biological process (GO): signal transduction
Cellular component (GO): Golgi apparatus
Source: RefSeq, a predicted model, not a curated record